UCCUCACUCCACCACCAACACAACAACCACUAUCACCACCACCACCCAUUCACUAUCACCACCACCACCCAUUCACUAUCACCACCACCCCAUUCACUCGCUCGACGACAAAAGCAACCACCACCACCACCAGCAUCACAUCCACUCCACCCUAUCUUCGACCGCAUCCUAAUUGAUAAGACAUACACGCGCGCACGCAGCACACACGCAGCACACACGCACGCACGCCUCCACACACUCGUUCAUAAUGACGGAUAUAGACAGUCUAUUCAAGAAACCGGCACUCCCGAGCUCGUCGUUCUCGGCGUCUUCCAAUACCUCCAAGAAGCGCAAGCUCGCUCCGCAGCACGAUCCAGUCGCUGCCUACAAGUCCGCCCGGCUCGACACGACAGGGUCAAGGUCGGCACAUGCGGCCGACGCUCCCGACGAGGACGACGAGGAGGCGGGUCCGGCUCCUCCGGAGGAUGCGUCGUCGUCGCUGCCCUCGGACUUCUUUGACGCGCCGGGAGAAGAUGAGGAGGGCGGUAGGUUCUUUGGCGGCGGCGUGAACGAGAAGCAGGCGGAGAUCCUGGACUACGUGGAUGCGCAGGAGAAGGAGAGCGGCAUCUCGGAGCCCGAAAAGAUCAAUGCCGCCUGGCUAAGAAAGAAGGCGCUGGGGUUCGAGAGGUUGAUCAGUAAGAAUGCGGAGAUGCGCGGGAAGUUUGAGGAUGAGCCGCAUAAGUUCAUGGCUAGCGAGGAGGAAUUGGAUACCGAAAUCAAGACGUUUUCGAUAUUGUCCGAGCACCCGGAGUUGUUCGAGGAGUUCCGGAAGCUGGGCACAUUAGGGUCACUGGUCCGGCUGUUGGCGCACGAGAAUACGGAUGUUGCCAUUGAUGUGGUUGAGGUCAUCAGCGAGCUUACAGACGACGAGGUCGAGGCGGAGCCUGAUCAGUGGAAUUCGCUCGUUGAUGGGAUGGUGGAGGAAGCAUUGCUGGAAAUGCUAUCGCAGAAUCUGUCGCGAUUGAACGAAAGCAACGACAGUGAUCGCAGUGGAGUUUAUCACACGCUCAGUGUCUUCGAGAAUCUAGCCUCUCAACCCUCGCUGGCCGAAACGAUGGUCAGGGAAACCAACAUCUUCCCAUGGCUUCUCAAGCGCAUCCAAGUGCGCGAGUCUCCACUUUCGCAGAACAAACAGUACGCAGCAGAGCUGCUCGCCAUUCUCCUCCAGACGGCGCAAGCGAAUCGAGUUCGGCUGACGGAGCUCAACGGUGUCGACCUGUUCCUUCAAUUGCUGUCUCCGUAUCGGAAACGCGAUCCUGUCAAGGGUGGAGAUGAGGAGGAGUUUGUCGAAAACGUGUUUGAUUGUCUUACAUGCGUCGUUGACGAGGCUGAGGGCAAGCGCAAGUUUGUGGAAGCCGAGGGCGUGGAGCUGGCUCUCAUCAUGCUGCGAGAGGGAAAGAUGAGCAAGCCGAGGGCUCUUCGGUUACUCGAUCACGCUAUCAGCUCGGUACAGAACGCGGAGGUGGCAAUGCGGAUCGUAUCAGCAGCGGGCCUCAAAACGCUGUUCGGUAUGUUCAUGAAGAAGCAAGACACCCGAACAACCGAGCACCUCCUCGGCAUAUUUGCGAGCAUGCUGCGAUUACUGCCGGCCGAUUCGGCAGUCAGGAUACGGACACUCGCGAAAUUCGUUGAGAGCGACUACGCCAAGAUUGCGCGGCUGGUGCAGAUCCGGCAGGACUACGCGGCUCGGCUCGGGAAAGUCGAGAGGGAGAUUGAUGAGCAGAGGAAGGGACUCCCGCAGGACGAGAGGGAAGAUAUGAAGGAGGAGUGGCUGUCGCGCAGGUUGGACGCGGGGCUGUUUGGAAUACAGAUGACGGAUCUCAUCCUGGCAUGGAUGUGUGCCGAGGAUGGCGGGGCGAAGAACAAGAUUGAGAGUCUGCUCGAGGGACAGAAGUUGGGGUUGCAGAGCAUACGGAAAACACUACGAGAAUCGGUUGUUCUAAUGGGCGACGAAGACCUUGAUGCCGACCAGCAAGAAACGAAGGACAUGCUGACGACGUUGAUUACGUUUGUAUAACUACUACCU
Messenger RNA from Tricharina praecox, 2065 nucleotides. Its product is annotated as Catenin-beta-like protein. The record is from RefSeq and is a predicted model, not a curated record. NCBI's taxonomy places the organism in Eukaryota, Fungi, Ascomycota, Pezizomycetes, Pezizales, Pyronemataceae. The transcript has 7 exons. The coding region runs from base 248 to 2056 and encodes 602 amino acids. Gene Ontology annotation, cellular component: spliceosomal complex.